CCAUUAAUGAAAUAACUGAUUUUAAUGAAUUGUUUUCAACUUGGCGACCGUUUUGUGAACUUCUGUAUAAAUAGAUACUAUAAUUGAGUUAUUCUUACUUAUUUCAAACAACUAGAAAGUCGUUCUUAAAGACAGGAUGCCAUCGGACCCCUCAGAAGAAAUGACCGCUCCUCAGGUCCCUAAAACCGAGCUGGAGGAGCUACAAAUAAAUGCGCAAGGAGUAGCUGAUGAGUCCCUGGAAAGUACGCGACGUAUGCUUGCUCUCUGCGAGGAGAGCGCGGAAGUUGGAAUGCGAAGCAUUGUUAUGUUGGAUGAGCAAGGAGAACAAUUGGACCGCAUUGAAGAAGGAAUGGAUCAAAUUAAUGCUGAUAUGAGAGAAGCCGAAAAGAAUUUAAGCGGAAUGGAAAAAUGUUGCGGCAUUUGCGUUCUACCAUGCAAUAAAAGCCAAUCAUUCAAAGAAGAUGAUGGGACCUGGAAAGGUAAUGAUGAUGGAAAAGUUGUAAAUAAUCAACCGCAAAGAGUCAUGGAUGAUAGAAAUGGAAUGAUGGCGCAAGCAGGAUAUAUUGGCAGAAUAACAAAUGAUGCUAGAGAGGAUGAAAUGGAGGAAAAUAUGGGUCAAGUAAACACAAUGAUUGGCAAUCUCCGUAACAUGGCAUUGGAUAUGGGCUCUGAAUUGGAAAACCAAAACCGUCAAAUUGACAGAAUUAAUCGAAAGGGGGAACCCAAUGAAGCGAGAAUAGCUGUUGCUAAUCAAAGGGCCCAUCAACUACUAAAAUAAUGAGAUUAAAAGACGACGAAAAUAUUCAUCAACAUUUGGGAAAAAAACAUUCUGAUUUGAGCGUGUGCUGCGAAACAAAAUAUUUUUUCAUGUUUUCAACUCUCUUUGUGCUCUUAUAGUUAAAACAGUUUUCUCAUGCUGUGCAAAUAUAAGAUAACAAACUUUUGCUAAAAGAAUAACACUUUUCUUUGAACACUUUUAUAUAUUUUUUUUAUUUGGGUUUUACCAAAUUUUAAAAGUUUUUCUUAUGCUUUGCUCUUCAAUUUUGGUCAAGCGAGCUGCCCUUGGUGAGUAGCUAAAUAUAAUUGGAGCGAUGAACACCUAUCACUUUAUUAUAAGUGAAUUCCAUUGAAUUAAACAGGUCAAGGCAUAAAAUUCAGACCUUUAUUUUCAAAAAAGUGUUUAGAAAAAUUAUCUGUUACUUGAUUUUGGAAAAGCUUAUUACUACAUUUGUUUCCAUUGUUUUUAUGUUAGAAAUAUUAGCUAUCCCUGUCUUAGUCUACAAAUUUUUACCCAAUUAAUAAUAAGUGUUAAAAAAUAUCUUGUUUCGAAUGUUCUGAAUAUGUGAAACUGUGGUAAAAUUACUUUGAGUAGCUUAUUAAUGAUAUGAAAUUUGAAUUUAAAAUUAAUUCUUUAUAAUCAAUAAAAGUAUUUGGCUACAAACUUAUUGCUAAAUAUUAAAUUAACAAGAUAUUUAAAAUUAAUAAAAACUGUAAUGCUAAUACGCUACAUAAUUGUAUGAACAUAAUUCAUGUAGUAUAAACUUGUAUUAUUGAUAAAAAGCACAAAACUGUAUAAUAUAUUAAAACUAUAAUUAUAACUUCAAAGUAAAAAAGAUAUAUAAUAACAUGAGGUUUUAUUAACAUUUUUUGCUCACUUUAAAAUGUUAUUAAUGCCUUUUAAUUAGUCUUACGACAAAUUUUAAGUUGAAAUAGUAAUGUGAACUGAAAUAAAUAAUCGGCUUAUAAAAUAUCUA
Messenger RNA from Drosophila elegans, 1754 nucleotides. It is a transcript of the gene Snap25, whose product is annotated as synaptosomal-associated protein 25. Gene Ontology annotation, biological process: exocytosis; synaptic vesicle priming; synaptic vesicle fusion to presynaptic active zone membrane. Gene Ontology annotation, cellular component: SNARE complex; plasma membrane. The transcript is spliced from 8 exons. The record is from RefSeq and is a predicted model, not a curated record. NCBI's taxonomy places the organism in Eukaryota, Metazoa, Arthropoda, Insecta, Diptera, Drosophilidae. Gene Ontology annotation, molecular function: SNAP receptor activity; syntaxin binding. Bases 137 to 778 code for a protein of 213 amino acids.